This is a messenger RNA of Sitodiplosis mosellana (orange wheat blossom midge), 1141 nucleotides long. RefSeq lists its product as uncharacterized. Bases 579 to 1058 code for a protein of 159 amino acids. The transcript has 3 exons. The record is from RefSeq and is a predicted model, not a curated record. Lineage: Eukaryota; Metazoa; Arthropoda; Insecta; Diptera; Cecidomyiidae.
AUUGAAAUUCAUUGUUAAUCAUCAAACUUAAGGAUGUAAACAAUUUCUUUCUGAUAAACACAUGAUUCUCAAAUGUACUAUCAGUUCUAUGCACCCUUGAUCUGGGUCUCUGGUUGCUUGAUUACAAUUUAUAAGUUGUUAAUUUUUAUGAGUUGCGUCAAUAUUGAGUAGUAGACAUUUCCAGAACUUAGAUCAGCUAUAAAUAUCGUUGUUGUACUGGGAUGCAGCAGUUCAUGUUUAGCAUUUGUUCAACGACGAGAGACGUUUUUUGCAAAAUAAGAAAGAAACUGUUCGACUUUUUAGUUGUAAAAAAUACGGCAAAAUUUUCGAAUAUUUUUUUUUUCUUUUCAUAAAUUCUUCAACAUUUUGAUUUGUUCAAUACUUCAGAUUGCACCUUUUCUCCCCAUCACUUCGACAAGUUUAGGAUUUGAUUCUCAGCAGUACAAUAAUCACUUGUGUGAUAUCUUCUCAAUAACGUCGGGAUUAAAACUAUAAAAGCUGAUCCAAAACUCAAUUCAAUCACGCAUAUUCGAAGAAGAAGUGGUUUGUUGCACAAGCAAAGUGAGCAAUUAGUUAAAAUGGUUCGUUUGGGUUUAUUCGCAAUUUGCUUAGUAUUGGCAUUUGGUUACUGUUCGGCUAAGGCAAUUGAUUCGAAUGUCAAAGUCGCCGUUGUGCACAAUUUGACUACGUUUUUGAGCGAAAACCCUGACGUUAAGCUGUUGCAGCCUUUGAUCAAAGAGCAGCUAGGUGAUGUCGCAUUACCCAAACUACAAAUUAACUAUCGACUCGGCAACCGAAUUUCCGGUGAUCGUUUGUCCGCAACGGCCGGUGCCAGCAACCAAUGGUCUACACCGCAAAAUGUUAAACUCACUUUAGCCUACCCGAGAUCUGGAGUUGGCAAUGUCGUCACCUACGUUCAAGUUAUUGUUGAACAGAGCACAAACUUGGGUCGUGGCUAUGUAACCAGUGGUGGAAUUGGACAAAGACAAGUCACUAUCAUCAUUGAAGCACAAAGUACUCUUUACUUCAAGUACAACGCAGAAAUUUUCGGCUAUUGAAUACGAAAAUUUGGAUCAACUAUCAUAUAUAUUAUUUUUUCAUUUGUAAUUUUUCGAUCAAAUAUCAAUAAAAUGUUGGCAUU